GCAGCGGCGCGUCCGUCAUAGCGUCUCUGCUCAAGCCUUUCGCUGUCUCCGCCCCGCCCUACCUCGCCCUGAUCAUGCCGGCGGUGAAUGCCGCGCUCGCUGCCAUCCUCUCGGGGGCUGGCACCCCGCCAGAGUUCAAGGAAUGGCUCGAGAGCGAGACCCUCCUGGACCCAGCGGCCCUGGGGCUGAUGGCUGCCACCGAGGACCUGGUCGGCGCAGAGAUCAUCGAGGUCGCGAAGACGCCGGCGAGCUUGGACACGCUCGCCAAGAAGAUCGCCGUCAAAAAGGCAUGGAUGGCGUGCCGGGGCGUCGUGGAAAAGAGAUCCAACGUCGCCGCCGGCAGGGUGCGCGAGGAGGAGGGCGCGCCGUUGGGCCUGGAGGUGGUGAAGGACUUGGAGGCGCAAUGGGCCGCGCGGCAUCGGUGCGCCUUGCCUGGGCACUGGGCCCUGGUCCCGGCCCUCUUCGCACGCCGGUUCCGGGAGACAACGGCGAGCCCGAAACGUUUCGCGAUCGUUCUUCCCGAGACGGUGCGCACCAGGGCCUGCGUCGAGAAGACGUCCAAGGCGAUGAUGAUUCCGACGGGCGCAGGCGGGGCCGUGACUGUGGAGGAAAUCAUCGCGGACGAGGUCGGCAGCUACCGCGAGCUGUGGGCCCGGAUCCGCGCCGACUUCUCCACCUUGGCUUUGGUCUCGAUCGGGGGCGCGAGCUAUGUGGACUUCCAGGACAUCGAGACCUUCUGCGACCGCAUCCUGCAGUUCAUGCACCAGCGCUUCGACAAGAAAAUGGCCCCGGUGAGCUUCUACCGCAAGGCGUGCUUGGGCGCGACGCAGGUUUUCGUCGAGGCCGUGAUGCCGAACGGCCAGACGUUCAAAGCAGCCAUCGCGUCCACGGCUGCGCGGCAUCAUCCGUGGACCGUCUUCGCCGGCGAGGGCGCUGGGGGCGGCCCCUCCAGGGUCGCCGCCGCGCUCCCCGACGCGUCCGCGGACCUCCGCGAGGAGCUGCGCCGAACCCAGCAGAAGGCCGACGAUCUGAAGGCCAAGCAGGAACAAAAGGAGAAGUACGAGAGCGAGCUGAAGGCGCUCCGCAAGCAGAAGGACAACGGCGACAACAGGUACAACGGCGACGACAAGGAGAAGGCCAAGGGCACCGACAGCAAGCAUGGCAAGGGCGGCGACCGCGGAGCAUGGCAUGGCAAGCGCGGCCGCUGGCAUCGGGGCAUCGCGCCGGAGGUCGCCGCCGCUGUGUGGGCCAGCUUCCCCGCUGGUUGCCGCGACGUCGUCGUGGCCAGGCAGAAGGUCGCAGAGCUCUUGGUGGGGCCCGGCUUCCGCUGCGACGGGGCCGCUGGCAGAUCGUCCUUGUUGUGUUCCGCGGUGCGCGUGCGCCUGCCGCUUCCCCCCGGCACGGUGCGCGUGGGGCCCGGGUCUCCGGGCGGUCUUCCCAGGCCGGCGCGCUGGUGCAACCCUUCUGCUUUCUUGCUGCCCGAGCGCGAGGCGUGCCGGGAGUUCGUCGUCGACGUGCGGGGCCGGGCCGACCGCAGAGCGUUCUUCGGGCCCCUCUUCGGGAAACGCCUCCUGCGCGACAGCGGCGCCGAGCGCUGCCGCGGGCAGAUCCUCGUCGACAUGCGCGCCGCUGUCGAGGGCGACCUGGAGCAGGAGGGCGCGCACGUCGUGAAGCCGUCCGUCAGCACCUUCCCGUUGCACGACACAUGGCAGGGGCUAAUCUGGGCCAUGCGGGCGCUCACGAGGCGUUGUUUCUGGGGGCUGUUCGCGGGUGCCUUCGGCUUGUCGACGGCCUUCGUGGCGGAAGGGUGGUGCGUGGCCCCGCCGAUCGACGUCGUCUUGGACCCGUCGAACAACUUGCUCAACCCGAUGUUCGCCUCCGUCGUCUUGGGCCUGCUCCUGGAGGGCCGGGUCGCUGUCCUGCACAUGUCGCCUCCUGCUUGCGCGCCCCGCCUCGGGCCCGCCGCCGGGCGCUCCUUGCUGGGCGCGGCGGCGGAGGCCACCGCGAGCUUCGGAAGGGCGCAGCGCGAGGCGGAAGGGGCGUUCCAGGUCGAAGUUCCACUUGGGUCGGCACUGAUCUCGACGCAGGGUCUCAUGGAGCUUCUGGCCGAGACGAACGCGGCGGUCGUCCGGAGGGGCGCGUGCGUCGACGGCGCGCCCUGGAGACAGCCGACAUUGCUCAUCUCCGCCGACCGCCGCGCCCGCGCGCUGCAGGCCACGUGCCCCGGGGGCCGCGUGCACGAGAGGUUGCGCGGCAGGGCGCCUGACGGCCGGAAGUGGGCCUAUGUGGCUGCGGCCUUCUGGCCAGGAGUUGCGAGGAUCGUCGCCCAGCAUUGGGGGUACCUCCGCGAUGCCGACGUGGGGCUGUGCCAGCAGCGCGCUGCUGGAUGGAUCGACGCCUCUGGCGCGGACGUGCGUGAAGUUGUGCAAGCCUCAGGGUUCGUGCCCUCGGGGCGCCGCACGGCUGAUUCGGUUUCGCGCAAGGUGGCGGCGGCUGUGCAGCCGGUGCGCCGCGCUCUACCCCGGCUGGUUCCGGGCGGUCUGUCCCCAGACGCUCGCGUGGCGGUGGCGCUCCGCGCCCCCCAUCUCCACGCGCGGCCUCCCGCGUUGCCGAUGCAAAUUGAGUGCGCGAGGAAGUGCCGGAGCCGCGACGACGAGGACGUCAUCGACCAGCGGUGCGCCAUGGACGAGGCCCCGGAGUGUCUGGCCGGCGCCGUGCGGCACGAAGACGAGAAGAUUAUGCCGUUCCUCCACCCAUGGCUGCGGCCGGCCUUGGGCCGGCGGUCUCUGGCCUUCACUCGGGAGGCCCGGGCCAACAGAAACCAACAUAUCUUCAAGUCUACGCGGUCUUCUGGAGACGAUACGCUGGACAGGGAGGCUUGGGGAAAAACGAAGGAGGAAUUCGAGCAGGGCGUCCUGUUAGGGCCGUUUGACGCCGAGGCCGACGUGCCCGCGGAUUUCUGCUGCUUCGUUCGCCGGUUCCUUUUGUGGGAACGCCGCGGUGGUGCGGCGGAACCGAGCUGCCCGGUCAUCGACGACGUGCUGGAGGGCGGCCAGAACGAUGCCGCAGGUACAUCCGAUACGCACGUGCCUUCGGACCUGCAUAUGUGGGCCACUCAGAUCCGUGAGAGGUUCGGCGAGGCUCUCCUCGGGCACGCCUCCGACUUUGCGAAUGCCUACCGCCAGCAGACGGCCGACCCGGCGACGGCGCACUUCAAUUGCAUCGAUGUCUACGACCUGGAGCGCCGCCGGCCUGUGCUGGCACUCCCUGUGGCCCAGAUGUUCGGCGGCAAGAACUCCCCGUUGAACUUUGCACGGAUUCCAAUGUGGUGCGUGGAGUGCAACGCCUUGUUGUUCGGUGCGGCUUACACGCAUUGCGUCGACGACAUGCUGAACGUCGAAAGGGCGACAACCGCGUGGAGCUGCUGGAGGUCGUGGCGGAACUUCGCGCAGCUGUGCGGCUGGGUCGCGCCGGGCGUGAAGUCCCCGCCGCCGUCAGCCGAGCUACGCGUGUUGGGAGCUUGGACCGACCUGCGGCCGGCGCCGGGCGGCAGCCCUCUUAUCAAGAUCACGGAUGAGAGGGCGCAGGAGCUGCGGAAUGAUAUUUUUGAUAUUCUUCGCAGCUGGCGGCUCCGCUCCGGGCGUGCGUCUCGCCUGGUGGGCCGCCUCGGGUUCGCAUCGACGCAGCUGUUCGGCAGGUGCGGCCGGGCACAGCUGCGGUUCUUUGUCCGCAGAGCUCACGAGCCAGGCCGGGCGGAGCUGCGCCCUCGCGAGGUCCUCACCGACCCGUCUUCCCUCGACUGGGUUCUCUCGUAUUCAUACGGGGAGGGCAGCGAGGCUGGCAUCGGCGUGGUGCUCUGGAGCAGCCGUCUGCCAGUGCCGGAGGCGGGGCGCAUUCUCCGCCACCUGUGGCGCCCGACCCUGGACACGGACCCCCUGGCCACCGACAUCUGCGAAGUGGAGGCGCUCAGGCCGAUCCUCGUCCUCGAAAACUGGCCGGGGGUGAUGCAGGGGUCGUUGUGGUUGCGUUUCAUCGACAACGAGGGCGCCCUGAACUGCCUUGUGAAAGGCGCUUCGUCGGUAUUGGCCGGAGAAGUGAUCACUGGCAUGACGUGGGCCCGCAUUGCCAGCUUGAAGGUGUGGGCGUGGUUUGACAGGGUUGCCGCGGAGGACGGGCGCGGGAUCGCCUCCGCGAAAAGAUGCCGGGUGUAG
Molecule: messenger RNA, 4211 nt
Organism: Prorocentrum cordatum
Lineage: Eukaryota; Dinophyceae; Prorocentrales; Prorocentraceae
Source: the annotation of a GenBank genome assembly